AGUAGUUCCGGUGCCGCGCUGGCCUUUGCUUCGUUCUGGGAGAUGCGGUGAGGGCGGCUGGACUGUGCCUUGUGGGCCGCCGUCAUGGCCAACGUGUAUUCUUUGGACGGGCUGCUGGUGUUUGGCCUGCUCUUCGUGUGCACCUGCGCCUACUUCCGGAAAGUCCCUCGGCUGAAAACCUGGCUGCUGUCGGAGAAGAGGGGGGUCUGGGGGGUAUUUUAUAAAGCGGCAGUGAUUGGUACCAGACUCCAUGCAGCAGUGGCAAUAUCCUGCAUUGUCAUGGCUUUUUAUGUUCUCUUCAUAAAAUGAAUCCCAGGAUCUUGGAUGGACACUGUUUGAACGAAAAUGCUAAAAAAGGCAUAUAUAUUUUGCUUCAGAGGACAAAAUCUCUUAGAGAAACUAACACAGCAUCUUGCACAGAUGUCAAGAGGAAAAUUCCCUGUGACCAAGCUUUGUUUGAGACCAAGGGAGUGGCUUUUCUAAUGGCAACUAUCCUCUGUGCUUCUAGUAGUGCUCAAACAUUAUCAACAAAGAUUGUUUCAGUGCAGAUUAUUAAAAUCAAUAUUAUAGUCUGCACAAAGAAAAUGUCACAAGUUUGUGUGUCACUAAUCUAAAUCAGUAAGGAAAUUGUGUCAAAUAGAAACAGAUAAAGUUUUCCAGGGAAUGGCCCAGUGUGGAAGGGGGAAGGGUUAAUGUUCCUGGUCCGUUAAAGGGAAUUGUUUUGAAUUCCAAAAAUGUAAUAUGAGCGUCAAAGGAAGACAGAAUUACUUUUGUUAACAGUUCUUUGAUUAAUGCACUUUUGAGACUUGGAGCUAAAACUAUCCUAAGAUUAGUGACUAGGUGUAGUAUAUGAGCUAGUGGCAUUAUGAAAGCUCUCUGCACAGUUCAGAGAAGGGCAAAUGUGCUAUUUAUUCAUGAAAAAAGAGAUCUGAAAUAUAAGAAAACAAAUUCUAUUAGGUGAUAUAUUCCUGUGCCCCUUCAAAUAUUUAUCGUAACUUCUUAAAAUGGUUAAGAAGAGAAGCUGCACAUUCUGUGUAGCUAAGCUAAUCAGUAAGAAUUGUUGUUUUGAACAUAGCCACAGUUGUUGGAUGCUUACAUGUUGGAAAAAGCAGUAGGGACGUGUGUUACACAAGUUAAAAUUUUAAAGAUCAUAACUUGUAUAUUUUGGGCAGUGUAAAAACUUUAAAGAUAACAAUUCAUGUUUGUUUUCUGUAUUACUUUUAAUGAUCCACUUCUUCCCCACCCCUCAGCUUCUCCUUUUCCUCUGAAUUUUAAUCGUAGGAACUAAUCUCCUACAGUAGGAGAAGUAUGUUUAAGUUGUACAUUUACAAUGUUGAAAAUGCUUGAAAGGUCUAAGAUUACAGACGAUUGCAGCAUUGAGAUCUAAUUUAUUUUCUUCUGUUGUAUGUAUGAUACCAGUUAGAUUGAAAAGACUGUCAAUUCCCACCCCCUAGUUUUUAAUCUUUUAUUACAGGCAAGUACUGUCAUCAAUCACAUGUCUAUAAAUCAGAAACAAAUAUACUGGAGCCCUGACCUGGCCUGUAGGUAUUCCAGUAAUAUAUGUCUGAAUAAAUUUGCUUUAUUUUUCUUU
Messenger RNA from Eublepharis macularius, 1591 nucleotides. RefSeq names its product transmembrane protein 167B (gene TMEM167B). The transcript is spliced from 3 exons. Bases 85 to 309 code for a protein of 74 amino acids. The record is from RefSeq and is a predicted model, not a curated record. Lineage: Eukaryota; Metazoa; Chordata; Lepidosauria; Squamata; Eublepharidae.